AUGUCACGCAUAACUUUCCUUUUUUCACUCUCCAUUUUAUUCUUUUUUUUCCUUCUCCCUGGGCAAAAUGCAUUAACAAUCGAUGAUGACAAAAAUAAAAGGGCUACCCUGCUGGCCCUACUGAAAAACACCUUUAUCGAUAAUAAGGGGAAUAAAAAAUCAGACGACAUAAAAGGUGCAUUGGAAAAUAUAAAAAAUAUGACUUUACAGCCCACAGAUACAGACAAGUUUGACAAAUUUUUGGAUCAGUUUUUAAAAUUUUUUCAGAUUUAUGUAACUUUCAGUGAUAAGGACAAAAGGGUUUUACACCUCUCUGGGGUUUUAAAUGAUGUGUACGUAGACGUAGAUUCCCUCAGCAAGGAAAACCUCCAGAAACAUUUUGACAGUCUUUACGAAAAGGGACUCAAUUUGAUUAAUUUAAUCGUACACAGUAAUUUGGUGCAUCCCAAAUAUGAUGAAACGGAGAUGCAUGGAGUGGAUGCUGAAGAGAAGGAUCAUGUCUCUGAUAAUUACGCCGAGAAUAUUAAAGGACCCGCUCACUAUGAAGAAAGCCAAGAGUACGAGGAGAUGCCUGAAUAUGCUGAUCACUACCACUAUGGUGGCAAUAAAGAGGACCCAGAUGAUAUGGAUUAUGAAAAUGGUGAAGAGUACGAUGCGCAGAAGUAUCAGGACGAUCAUUACCAUCACGAUGAGGACUACGAAUACGAAGAACAGGAUCAUGCCAACCAUGACAACCAUAACGACCAUGACGACCAUAACGACCAUGACGACCAUAACGACCAUGACGACCAUAACGACCAUGACGACCAUAACGACCAUAACGACCAUAACGACCAUGACGACCAUAACGACCAUAACGACCAUGACGAUGAGGAAGAGAAACAGAAAAUCAAAUACGUAGGAAAGAAGCUCAAAAAUUUGCUAGCCAUGAAAAAUAUUAAACUGAAUAACAACUCCACUGGUGAAUUUAAAGUGAAUUUCUACACGAACUACAUGAAUUACAUAAACACCCCAUACGUUGAACCCCCAUUUCCCUUUCAUAAGGAUAUCUACGAAUACGCCGAGGUCUAUUCAGGUGAUAAGAUCUACCCAAAGGAUCACAAGGAUGACAACAUUUACUAUGGCGGUGAGAAUGAGCUGAUACCACAACAUGUAAAGGGGGAAAUGCAGAAAGAGGCGCUACAGGAAGGGUCAUACCAUGGAUACAAAAGCACAAUGAAGGGGAUGUACGAAAAUAUUAAAAAGAGGUCAGGCAAAAAGGAAUGUAAAAGCGGAUGGUGUGGGAAGAAAAUGGCGGGAAAAUAUCAAAUGAUGCACGACAACAACUGCAACAAUGACGAAAACAACGAUGGCAACGAUCACGAUGACCAUGACGAAGAUGACCAACUGCAGAAUGAGUUACUUCACCAAGGCCAUGGAACAAAAAAAAAGUCUAAAUGUGCCCAUAACAAUAAAAAACUUCAUGGGCAAAACGUGGACGAUAAGGAAAUAACUGACAAGGCACCAGCGGAAAAGGAAAAAAAAGGCAUCGACUUUUCUUAUACGUAUCACAACCCGUAUUACAUGUUCAAGUUGGGAAGUAGCAUGCCAACUGGGAAGGGGGGGCAUCUGAAAGGGGGAAAGGACGAUAAGGAGGAGGAAGAAGAAGAAGUGGAUGACGAAAACGGAAUGGAGAAGAAUAUCGAAGGGGAAAGCGGCGCGAACACUUUCGUAAAUACACUUCUAGAACUGGAAGGCUAUGUACAGCCCAAAGAAAGCGAACACAGCGAACUGAAGGAGGAUAAAAAUACUCUUGGACAAAGUAACAAAAACAGACCCAUAUACAAAAAAAAAGAAAUGAAGAGCAGAAAAAUGAAAACAAAGAAAGACAUUCCAGAUGAAAAGAUAACAGAAAAGGUGAAAGACACCAUGUACGUUAAAGUAGGACAAAAUGGAACAAAUGGAUUCUUAAAUUUUUUCGAUUUUAGAGAACAUUCAUUAAAAAAAAAUUUCGAAGAUCUCUUAAAAGUGAUGGAAUUCUUAAAGGUAUUUAAUAUAACAGAGACGAUUAUUUUUAUUGAGAAAUUCACACAAUCUGUGUGUGCAUCAUACUGCAUGGGAAUCACAGAUGUGUUAGAACUAGUAAAUAAUGACAUGCUAUUGUAUGAGAAGAUGUCUUUCCACUUCCAUAAGAAUGGUAUGAUUGUUACGACUAAUUCAAAUUACGAAUUUAAUGGCAUAGAAUUUGAAAGUUUGCUAGAUUUGCUAAAUAUAAAUAAAGAAACAAUACCUCUUAUUUGCCCUUGUAAAUCUUACACCAACAAUAUUAUCAGCUACUGUCAGCAGUACAAAUACAAUAUGAAGGGAUAUUUCACCCAGUCGAAUAAUUCGGAAUACUUGGAAAAGUUCGACGCUUAUUAUCUGUUGGAGGAUUUAAUUCUUCUCGAGGAAAAAUUGAAUGAUAUUAAAAAGAAUGGAAAAAUAUCUUCAGAUAAGUUUGUGAACAUUUUGGAUAGUAAGGAUCUCUACACGACGGCCUACUACCACAACAGCAGGUACUUCCCCCCCCUCAGGACGUGCAGCGCAUCUACCACUGCACCUGUAAUUAACGUCAGCGAUAAAAGCGCACCUAACCUCGCUAGCGGAUUUGGAGAAAAGGUGGUUGAUGAAAUAGGUCUAAGCAAACACGGAAGCAACAAAGCAGGUGUGGCCACUGGUGACAAGCUUACGUACCCGGACGUAGACGCAUUAAACAUCUACUACAACGCUUCCCCCGUGAACCUGAAAAAUAUCCAAGAUGUUAAGAGCGUGCUCAUUGAUGAAGUGAAGUCGAAAAUAUUUUACAUAAACUCGUACCGAAUAGGAAACCAGUUUUUCCCUACGUACAGCAAUCAAGGCAAAGACGAUCACGAUUUGGAAAUUAUGCAGUCGGAUAAUUCUUCAAAAAUGAAUGUGGAAGACAAGACCAAUAAACGAAUCCCCAAGUUGGGCCACUUCGUGGUGCCCAAGCUGGAGUCUGUGCAGAAGCACUCCAAGGAGGAAAACAAAAAUGCAUGCAUCGGUGGAUGUAGCGAUGAUAGCAGCGAUGAUUGCAGCGAGGAUGAUGAAUCCCACGUGAAGCAUGGAAUCGUUGGUAACAGCGACUUGAUUCCGUUGAAAAGCCCUCCCAACCACGAAGACUUUUACAACGCGAAAAAGCUCCAGAUGAACCUUUUUGACCAUGGGGGAAAUAAAUUGAACGAAAAGGAAAUGGAGGAAAAGGACGGAUUUAUUUUGAAGUUCACCUCCUUGGAGAAGGGCGCUCGUGCGAAUAAGGCGCCUGAAACAGUUGAGAAGAACUCCGACGAAGGUGACAAUCAGAAGAUUGAUGGAGGUGUUACGACCGGUGGGGAAGACCAAGCGGAAACGGAGAACGACGAACAUUCUGUGGACUCCCUUAAACUGCUGAACAAAAUGGAAAAAACGUACUUACAUAAGAAGAAAAAAACGAUAAGCGCCAAGUAUUUAAUUUAUUUUUUUAAAAAUGUACAUGUUUGGAAAACGGGCGAGUAUUGCCAAAAUAUGAACUACAUAGAUAAAUUCUUAAAGAGCAUUAAUUACAAAGAAGAAAUAACAUUCCAGGAACAUCUAGACCAGGACUCUGUAGUGCUCCAGUUCACCUCCAGUUUGAAAAACAUAUACAAAGUGGACAUGGAUUACUUCAUAUUCUUGUUGCAAAAAAUCUCACUCAUUAUGUACGUGGAAGAUCUGUGUGAAAUUUUCCAGAUAGAAGAAAUGAAGCAAAAUAAAAAAAUUGACAAAUACAUAGAAAACGAAGCAAACAUUGUCAACUUUAUAGAAAAACACCUUAUGUUCUCACAUGAACAAUAUUCGAAGAAGAAUAAAUAUGCAAAGGAAUUAUCCAUAAUUUCUACUUCCAAUUUAUUUUCUUCCAAAAAGGAUAUUAUUCUAAAUAGUCAGCCAUACAACAACAUUGUAUUUAACGAAAAGGAGAUUUAUGAAUCACUUUUCAUUUACAUGGAAGAUGUGUUAACAGAACGAAUGAUGAAUGCAACGUGGUUGACGCCAUAUGGAUUCAUCUUGUACAAGCAGCCUUCAAAAGAUUUAAAUAGUUACAAAUUAAAAAUAGCACAAAAUGAAUUCAUCACAAAAUUUUCCAGAAGCGCUAUAGAUAAAUACAUGUAUUAUGAGUACAGAAAAAUUAGCAACAACAUUGUACAGCACCAUGUAGAAUUAAGCCCCAAAUUGGGUGAGAAUUUGGCUGAACCCAAGGAAUACAAAUUAAUCAUUUAUAAUGAUAAUCCAUCCAUGACUAAUAUUAUAAUUACGACCUCUAUUAACGUUCUGAAUAUUUCCUUCUUGCAUAGCUUGUUAGAGAUUAUUUUAGACAUUAGGGCUACUCAGCAAUUCUUUUCCUACAAGGGAAGGUUCAUUCCCAUAAACGCCUUCAUAAUUUUGGAUGAGGGGGUGAACUAUCUCUUCUUUAAUUACGCUCCGAAUGAAAACCACAUCAACGAGGAAGCGUGA
This is a messenger RNA of Plasmodium knowlesi strain H, 4506 nucleotides long. RefSeq names its product merozoite surface protein MSA180, putative. The transcript has a single exon. NCBI's taxonomy places the organism in Eukaryota, Apicomplexa, Aconoidasida, Haemosporida, Plasmodiidae. The record is from RefSeq and is a predicted model, not a curated record. Bases 1 to 4506 code for a protein of 1501 amino acids.